GUGAAAACGAAAAACCUCUCUCGAUUUCUCUCUCUCUCUCCCUCUCUCUCUCUCUGUAUCGCCAGCAAUCCCUGCAGUUUCUGACCCGACCUCUCUCUCUUCACACCACAGUAUUGAUAAUUACCAGAAGAAGGUAUGUUCGUUAUAUAGCUCAUGGGAAUACACUAGUUGGUCCAAAUGUACUCGAAAAGAUCAGGUGAAGGCGAUGAGCCUGAUUCAAGGCCGGUUCGUACAAGUGAUAGACUCAGGAGUAGGCCAAAGUUUUAUAACCGCCCUUACUUGUAUUAUUCUCCUACUAUAAUACGUUCCAAGAGAAAAAAGACCAAGACAAGGACCGCAGCUGCACAAAUAGUAAAGAUGUUGCAUCAAAAUAGAACAUCAAAAGCAAACUCUGGGUCAAGCAGUCUUAGGCGCUCCACUAGGAAGAGGAGGGUUCCUAUUAGCCUUGAACAAUACACAGAUAGUUCUGGAUCAGAGGAUAAUGACUUAAUGAUGCCUAGGUAUAGAAGGUCUAGAAAGAGAAUAAAAAGUAAUAUCGCAAGUCAAGAUGAGUUAACACCUCGCCGUGAAGGGCUAAGGCCUCGUCGGGAAGGACUUCGACCCCGACGCUCAAGAACAGGUUCUAGAGAAGGAUUAAGUAUGGAGUCUGGCGAAGACCAAAGCACAUCCAACGACGAAGGGGCAAAUGACGAGCCAGAAGAUGCAAAGGACAUGGAGGAAAAUGAUGCUGGUGAUGGAGAGGGUGAAGAUGAAGAUGGUGCUGGUGAGGAUGAUGAUGAAGAUGGAGAGGAAGAUGGUGACGAUGAAGAAGGCGAAGAACAAGAGGGUAGACGGAGAUAUGACCUACGCAAUCGGGCAGAGGUUCGCAGGCUCUCCAUUGAGCAGGGUAAACAAAUACCAAGAUCUCCACGUAGAGUACUUCAUCAAGGAAUGGGAACCAAAGUAGGCAGGGAUGGGAGGAGGGGGGGAUCUCGAGUUCAUAAACGUCAUCGCAUGACACGAACUGAAGACUCUGAUGAUUCCCUUCUAGUAGAUGAGCUUGAUCAAGGUCCUCCAAUACCUUGGGGAAGAAGUGGCAGCAGAUCUGGACCGCCUUGGCUGCUUGGGGGACUAGAGAUGCAAGGGACAACAUCGUGGGGUUUAAAUGUUGCCGCCUCUGGUUGGGGCCAUCAAAAUGAUGCAAUUUCCAAUUUAACUUCUGGUACCCAAACUGCUGGUCCAAGCUCUAAAGGAGGGGCUGAUAUUCAGCCUGUUCAAAUCGACGAGACUGUUAGUUUUGAGGAUAUAGGUGGCCUGUCUGAGUAUAUUGAUGCGUUGAAGGAAAUGGUUUUCUUCCCACUGUUAUAUCCAGAAUUUUUUGCAAGCUACAACAUUACUCCACCUAGGGGAGUUUUAUUAUGCGGUCCUCCUGGAACAGGGAAGACAUUGAUUGCGAGAGCAUUGGCUUGUGCUGCUUCAAAGGCUGGGCAGAAAGUCAGCUUCUAUAUGCGAAAAGGUGCUGAUGUGCUGAGCAAAUGGGUUGGAGAAGCUGAAAGACAGUUGAAAUUACUGUUUGAAGAAGCUCAAAAGAAUCAGCCUUCUAUAAUCUUUUUUGAUGAAAUAGAUGGGCUUGCUCCCGUUAGGUCUAGCAAACAGGAGCAAAUUCACAAUUCGAUUGUUUCAACUUUGCUUGCCUUAAUGGAUGGUCUUGACUCUCGUGGACAAGUAGUCUUGAUUGGAGCUACCAACAGAGUUGAUGCCAUUGAUGGUGCCUUGAGGCGUCCUGGAAGAUUUGACCGCGAGUUCAACUUUCCCUUGCCCGGUUGUGAAGCACGAGCGGAAAUCUUGGAUAUACAUACUCGUAAGUGGAAGCAUCCUCCUUCAGAGGAACUAAAACUGGAGCUUGCAGCUAGCUGUGUUGGAUACUGUGGAGCUGACUUAAAGGCUUUAUGCACUGAAGCUGCAAUACGUGCCUUUCGCCAAAAAUAUCCUCAAGUUUACACUAGCGAUGACAAAUUUUUAAUAGAUGUCGAUUCUGUGACGGUGGAGAAAUAUCAUUUUUUAGAGGCCGUGUCCACAAUCACACCUGCUGCCCACAGAGGCUCCAUUGUGAACUCUAGGCCCUUAUCACCUGUUGUUUUGCCGUGUCUACAAAGACUUCUGCAAAAGGCAAUGAGUAUUAUUUCUGACAUAUUCCCUGCUAUAAACGCUUCAUCUGAGGUCACCAAGCUUUCCAUGAUUUCCUUUGGAUCUGCAAUCUCUCUUGUUUAUAGGCCGAAGCUUCUACUGCAUGGUGGAGAUGGUGUCGGACUGGACCACAUAGGGCCUGCAAUUUUACAUGAGUUGGAGAAGUUUCCGGUUCACUCUCUCGCACUACCAUCUCUACUUGCUGAUCCUGGUGCCAAAACGCCCGAGGAAGCAUUGGUGCAUGUCUUUGGCGAAGCCAGGAGAACUACACCAUCAAUACUGUAUUUGCCUCAAUUCCACCUUUGGUGGGAGAGUGCUCACGAUCAGCUCAGGGCUGUACUUCAGACGCUGUUGGAAGAAUUACCAUCUGACUUGCCGAUACUACUAUUGGGAACAUCCUCUACUCCACUUGCUGAGAUUUGUGAUAAUCCAUCAAUAUUCUCUGACCGCAACGUUUUGCACUUAAGCUCACCAUCGACCGAGGAUAGAUCUUUAUUUUUUGACCGUCUGAUAGAAGCGGCAUUGUCAGUUCAGUCUGAGUUACGAGUCAAGGAUUCAGCUAGACCUGCGGGCCUUCCUGAACUUCCAAAAGCACCAAAAGUGGCUACUGGACCUAAAGUCUCUGAAUUAAGGGCUAAAGCUGAAGCUCAGGCUCAUGCUCUUCGCCGACUCCGCAUGUGUCUUCGUGAUGUUUGCAAUCGGAUUCUUUAUGAUAAGCGUUUUAGUGCCUUCCAUUAUCCAGUCACGGAUGAAGACGCACCAAAUUAUCAUGCCAUAAUCCAGAGCCCUAUGGAUAUAGCUACUUUGCUGCAGCAUGUCGACAGUGGGAAGUAUAUCACUUGUAAAUCAUACCUGGAGGAUUUUGAUCUCAUUUUAACUAAUGCCAAGAAAUACAACGGAGAUGAUUACAAUGGAGCAAGGAUCGUCAGUAGAGCUCAUGAACUUCGAGAUGCUGUUCAUGGUAUGCUAUCCCAGAUAGACCCCUCCUUGGUUGGAUUUUGUGACAAGAUUGCAGAUGAAGGUGGUCCUGUCUCCUUGCCCGAUGACAUAGGCGGAUCUUCACUGCUACAAACUCCAGUUGUUCAAAUGAUGUCUGUUACUAGGGCAAGUGCCCGUCUCCGAAAUGUUCAGCCUGAAGUUAAUCUAGACCAAAGCUAUGAAGCAAUCAAAAAAUCGAAGAAAAAUAAUGACGCCUCUCAAACGGUUCCGGUGGUGGAAGAGGGAUCUGAGGCUGAGUUAGUCCCACCAAAGCCGUAUGAAGAUGCGGAAGAAACGAACGAUUCAGAUCAGCCGAGGGUGGAAAUUGAAGCUGCCGAAAAUGAAAAGUCCGAUUGUGACGGUGGAUUUGUGCCGCAAGAUGCUAACAUGGCAGAUGGGGAGAUCUCCACUCAAGUUGAGACCAUCAAGCAGCUGCUUCUGGAGCGUUCUAAAGAUUACGGUGUUCCACAGCUCGAGCAAUUGUACACGCGCGUAAUGAAGGGCGUUUUCGAGACAAAGAGUAGGGCUAAUGUCGAAGAUCUUAGAGCUUCGAUUUUGAGUUUUUUGUUUGAGUUUGCGGAGGAUCGAUCCAGGUUCUAGUACGAAUCCAUUCGAUCCAGGUUCUAGUACGAAUCCAUUCUCUAUUUUUUGAAAUUACGAAUUUUCCAACUUCAUGGGAUUUGAGUAUAUUAUUAGUCAUUUAAGCGUCA
Molecule: messenger RNA, 3854 nt
Organism: Erythranthe guttata (spotted monkey flower)
Lineage: Eukaryota; Viridiplantae; Streptophyta; Magnoliopsida; Lamiales; Phrymaceae
Product: cell division cycle protein 48-related / CDC48-like protein
Biological process (GO): transcription initiation-coupled chromatin remodeling; nucleosome assembly; nucleosome disassembly
Cellular component (GO): nucleus
Molecular function (GO): histone binding; ATP hydrolysis activity; ATP binding
Source: RefSeq, a predicted model, not a curated record